Messenger RNA from Melanotaenia boesemani (Boeseman's rainbowfish), 5098 nucleotides. RefSeq names its product DEP domain containing 5, GATOR1 subcomplex subunit (gene depdc5). Lineage: Eukaryota; Metazoa; Chordata; Actinopteri; Atheriniformes; Melanotaeniidae. Gene Ontology annotation, biological process: negative regulation of TORC1 signaling; positive regulation of autophagy; intracellular signal transduction. Gene Ontology annotation, cellular component: lysosomal membrane; GATOR1 complex. The transcript is spliced from 39 exons. Bases 237 to 4244 code for a protein of 1335 amino acids. The record is from RefSeq and is a predicted model, not a curated record. Gene Ontology annotation, molecular function: GTPase activator activity.
AAGUGGAAGUGUGCUAAUCACUUAGCACAUCUCCUAACAUGGCUACAACGUAACAGUGGUUCCAACUAGUUUUAAUUACAUUGACGUGUAUAUGUUGCGGUUACCUCUAUAUAAAACAGUUACUUAGUUACCUCUAAGUUUUCUGGGAUAAGCCACGUGCCAGGAUAGCAAAUGCCAACGUCUUAGGGAAGGUUGAUCUUCUAGGAGUUUGCUGCGGAGCGUUUAGUUGGCUCAACAUGAAGACAAAUAAGUCAUACAAGCUUGUGCUGCACAAGAAAGGAUUUGGUGGAAGUGAUGACGAGCUGGUUGUCAACUCAAAGAUUUUUCCUCAAGUCAGUUUGGGGGAUAUAAUUGAGAUUGCACACCCUACAGACGAAUACAGCCCUCUUCUGCUGCAGGUUAAGAGCCUAAAAGAGGAUCUUCAGAAAGAGACAAUCAGUGUGGACCAGACUGUAGCGCAGGCCUUCAAGCUGCGUGCAUACCAGGAUGUCAUUGUUAACAUCGUUGACCCAAAGGAUGUGACACUGGACCUGGUGGAGCUGACAUUUAAGGACCAGUACAUUGGUAGAGGAGACAUGUGGAGGCUGAAGAAGAGUCUGGUGAGCACAUGUGCAUAUGUGACCCAGAAGGUGGAGUUUGCAGGAAUCAGAGCUCAGGCUAGUGAACUGUGGGUGAAGGGAGAGAAAGUGACCUGUGGCUACAUCAGUGAAAAUACCAGGGUGGUGUUCAGAUCCACAUCUGCGAUGGUCUACAUCUUCAUCCAGAUGAGCUGUGAGAUGUGGGACUUUGAUAUUUAUGGUGAUCUCUACUUUGAGAAGGCUGUGAACGGCUUCCUGUCUGAUCUUUUUGCCAAGUGGAAGGAGAAGAACUGCAGUCACGAGGUCACGGUUGUACUUUUCUCUCGUACGUUGUACAACGCUAAAACCAUCGAUGAAUUUCCAGAGAUCAUGAGAGGGUCCAUCAGACAAGAUCACGAGGGCCGUUUCUAUGAAGACUUCUACAGGGUCGUGGCUCAGAAUGAAAGACGGGACGAGUGGACAUCAUUACUGGUUACCAUCAAGAAGCUCUUCAUUCAGUACCCUGUCCUGGUACGACUCAGGGAAGCAGAUGGUUUUCCUGUGGCUUAUAACUCUACUGCUGCACAAGGAAACUACCUGGAGGCCAUUAACCUUUCCUUCAAUGUGUUUGACAAACAUUACAUCAACCGAAACUUUGACCGCACCGGCCAGAUGUCAGUGGUCAUCACACCUGGAGUUGCAGUGUUUGAAGUCGACCGUCUGCUCAUGAUCCUCACUAAACAGCGAAUGAUUGACAAUGGUAUUGGCGUAGACUUGGUUUGUAUGGGAGAGCAGCCACUGCACGCCGUACCUUUAUUCAAGCUGCAUAACAAGACAACACCUGGAGACUCGCGUGUGGGAGAUGACUACAACCUUCCUCACUGGAUCAACCACAGCUUCUACACCUCCAAAAGUCAGAACUCUUGUAGCUCCUUCACCCCACGAAUCAAGCUGGCUGGUCAUAAGCUUCAUGCUGAAAAAUUCAAGAACAGCCGAGACCACACUCUCUGUGUACCGAAGGACUCCGACAACAGUCUGCCCAUACAGGUGGACUACGAUGCUCAUGAUGCUCAGGUGUUUAGACUUCCAGGUCCUUCACGAGUUCAGAGGAGCACAACCCUCAGGAUGGGUCGAGACAAAGAGACGAGUGGAAGGAAGAGCUGGGGCUCGGUGGACAUCAGUACAGGCAUGGGUGUGUCCCCGCCCGUUCGUUCAGGAGCUCCAGAAGAACAGCGGAGUCUGGCCUCUGAUGAUAGUCUCGGUCCCGUGUCCAACAUGUUGCUGAUACCACGUGUGGCUCCUGCUCAGUAUGAAGUCAGCAGCUCUUUGGGAUAUACAAGCACCAGAGAGUUGUUAGAGAAGAUGAUGGACUCUCAGAGGGACUUCAGUGCACCCGGCAGGUUCACAGUGGGAAGUGCCGAGUCCACACUGCACAUUCGUCCAGGAGGUUACACUCCUCAGCGGGCCCUUAUAAAUCCCUUCACACCAUCCAGGAUGCCCAUGAAGCUGACUUCCAACCGCCGGCGCUGGAUGCACACGUUCCCUGUCGGUCCCUCUGGGGAGGCGAUCCAGAUUCACCACCAGACCAGACAGAACAUGGCAGAGCUGCAGGGCAGCCAGCAGAGAGAUCCUGCCCACACUUCAGCUGAGCUGCUGGAACUGGCUUAUCACGAGGCCACGGGAAGGCGUACAACCUCGAGACUAGCAGGCGAGAACAGCCUUUAUGUGUGUGGAGGGAUGGAAGACUUCACUGGAACUCCAGGGAGCAACAACAGUGGACCUCUCUCCAACCGCACCUCCUCAUUUCAAGACCUUUCCACCAACGGUGCCGAUCCAACCCUGCUGCUGUCUGCACCCCCGACAGUGCCCAGCUUUUGCUGCACGGUGGGGGUAGACUGGAAGUCCCUGACCACACCUGCCUGCCUCCCCCUCACCACCGACUACUUUCCUGACCGCCAGACUCUGCAGAACGACUACACCGAAGGCUGCUACGACCUGCUGCCACACAGCGACCUGGAGAGGCGAGAAGAUGAAGCUCCAGCAAUGACUGCGUCUCAGGUGUUUGAAGAAUUCAUCUGCCAGAGGUUGAUGCAGGGAUAUCAGAUCAUCGUCCAGCCCAAUAACAGGAAACCCCAGCCUGCUUCGGCCACACCUCUCGGCAGUAGUCCUCUUUAUACCAGAGGUCUGGUGUCCCUGCGGCGAGCGGAGGAAGAGGAGACCGUGUUCUGGCUCAGCAUGGGCCGGACCUUCCACAAAGUCUGCCUCAAAGACAAGAUCAUCACCGUUACUCGAUACCUGCCAAAGUAUCCGUACGAGUCUGCUCAGAUCCAGUACAGCUACAGCCUCUGUCCUCCUCACUCUGAUGCUCAGUUUGUGUCCUGCUGGGUGGAGUUUGGACAUGAGAGACUGGAGGAAUAUAAGUGGAACUACCUGGACCAGUACAUCUGCUCUGCUGGAUCUGAGGACUUCAGCCUCAUAGACUCACUGAAGUUCUGGAGGACUCGCUUCCUCCUUCUGCCAGCUGGAGGGGCUCGCCGGGUGGCGGACGGGGAGGGACACUGGGAUGUAUAUGGUGAGGGAGGGGGUGCUGGCAUUGGUGGCAGUGGGGAUUGGGUUUUACUGGACGGCUUCAUUCGCUUCCUGGAGGGUCUGAACCGUAUCCGUCGACGCCACCGCUCUGACAGGAUCAUCAGGCAGAAAGGAACGCCAAUGAAAGGACUGCAGGUCACCAGUCCUCUGCCUUCAUACCCCACGGAGCCUGUGCUGCCACCUCAAGGAAAGAGAGGCACAUCAGCUUUAUCAGCUCUGCUGGAGAUGGAGCAGAACCAGAAGUCUCUAGAGGAGCAGCAGCAGGUAAAGCCAUCUGCAGCUGUGGGCGACCUCUCAAGCGUUGUCACAGCGACCACAUAUGUAGACAGCCCGCGCAAGGAUGCUGCCUUUAUUUUGGAUUUUAUACGUAGCCCUCGAUCCUCCUACAUCUAUCACUCUCAGCUGCCUGCAGAAAACACAGAGGCUGCAGAUAAAGUUCAGCUGGGAGCGCCGUCAGCCGCUCCGCCUGCAGGAGAGGCUGCAGUCAGCAGCACAGACAGCAGUGGGCAGUCUGCAGCUGCAGCCCUCUCUCUGUCUUCUUCCUCAACGCUCUUGGAGAUACUUGAAGCCAUCAAACAUCCUACGACAGGUGUACAGCUGCUCCCAGACCAGAAAGGCCUUCCGCUCAACUGCUUCAUCAGUGCAGAGGUUGUUCAUUGGCUGGUAAACAAUGUGGAGGGCGUGGCCACACAGGGGAUAGCUGUGGAUAUCAUGCAGAAAAUGCUUGAUGAAGGUUUGGUGGCUCAUGCUUCAGGAGACGCUAUGCGUACUUUUGUCUAUGGCUUCUACUUCUAUGGGAUCGUAGGAGAAAAGGAUGGUCUGACCUCCCAGCUUACGACCACGGCGGCUGGAGGCUGGUCAGCUGCAGCUCUUGAAGACUUUGCCCUUUUCCAGAGGAAAUGGUUUGAGGUGGCCUUUGUGUUGGAGGAGCGGCGCCCCUGCGACCUUCCAGCCUUUCUCCUACCCUGGCUACCCAGCCGGCCAGCCUCCUACGCAAGUAGGCACAGCUCCUUCAGCCGCAGCUUUGGAGGACGCAGCCAGGCCGCCGCACUGCUAGCGUCCGUAGAUGGAGAUGAAUUCUGCCACAUCGCUGAUUGAUGUGAUCAAAAUUCUCCACGACCCGAUCCAUGCAUGUGAUCUGGUGAGCGAGUGGCUGAUCCAGUGAUGGUAAAGUGGUGUUUCGGUGCAUGCUGUGGUGUUAGCGGCUGUGGUGUGCAUCGUCCUCCCCUGUUGCUCUGCUUACGUUUUCAGCUGAAAGUACUCUCCCAGCUCUGCAGGCUGCACCGGGGCCUGUUUCCUGUUUCCGCUUUCAAGCUUUAAAUGUCUGGAAGUGCUUCCAUUCUUAAAACGUCGGCUUUGCAAUGUUCAUCUUAACCAGUUUUAGUUAUUCUGUCUCUACCUUGUUUUUAUUUGUGUUACUUAUACCAGGACAGCUUUUACCUCAAACAACUAACACUGACUGCAGCCAGAAAUGCUUCUUUAGCUCUUCUUUGCAAGUUAGUAAUGAAUUAAAUGAGAAACUUUCAUUUCUGUUUGUCAGCUUUGUUUAUCCAUCACUGAUUCACAAGUAAGUCAUCUCAAGGCACCUUUACAGACACAGUCCAGUUAAAUCCAGCUCAUUGUAGUCCAGUUAAAUCCAGCUCAUUGUAGUCCAGUUAAAUCCAGCUCAUUGUAGUCCAGUUAAAUCCAGCUCAUUGUAGUCCAGUUAAAACAAAUAUAUGAUCCACUAUAGUCCAGUUUAUAAUAACUGUGUUAAACUAGUUCAUAAAAAUGACAGAGCUAAGAAAACCACAAUCAGAACCAGGUCCUGGAAGGAAAACCUCCAUCAGAACCAGGUCCAGGAAGGAAAACCUCCAUCAGAGCCAGAACCAGGAACGACAACCAUCUUUUUUGGACCGGUUGGGGGUGGAGAGGACAGGAAAGAGGGUCAACCAGCAGCAGACCUCUAAUCC